AUGGUGGUGGCUCCAAAGAUCAUUGGAGAACUCUGGUGUGAAGAUAAAUGCACCUCUCUCUUGGGGAUGCUGCAGCUGCCUUGUGCCAAGGGCAGGGUGCCCUUCCUGGCCCUCCGACACCUCUUCCGUCACCCCGCUGCCUUCCUGAGCACCCCACGGGUGGAAUACAAGCCAAUCCAGAAGGUGAUGGUAGCCAACCGAGGGGAGAUCGCAAUCCGGGUCUUCCGAGCCUGCACGGAGCUGGGCAUCCGGACGGUGGCGGUCUAUUCCGAGCAGGACAUAGGGCAGAUGCAUCGACAGAAGGCGGAUGAGGCGUAUCUGAUCGGCCGCGGCCUUCCCCCGGUUCAGGCCUAUCUACACAUUCCUGACAUCAUCAAAGUCGCUAAGGAGAAUGCGGUGGAUGCGAUCCAUCCCGGCUACGGCUUCCUCUCCGAGCGAGCUGACUUCGCCCAGGCCUGCCUAGAAGCUGGGGUGCGCUUCAUUGGACCCUGUCCCGAAGUGGUGCGCAAGAUGGGUGACAAGGUGGAGGCCCGUGCCAUUGCUAUUUCUGCCGGAGUGCCUGUGGUCCCCGGGACAGACGCCCCCAUCUCCUCUCUGAGCGAGGCGCAGGAGUUCUCGCAGGUGUACGGCUUCCCCAUCAUCUUCAAGGCUGCCUAUGGCGGAGGAGGACGGGGCAUGAGGGUUGUGCGCAGCUACGAGGAGCUGGAAGAGAACUACACCCGGGCGUUCUCCGAGGCCCUUUCUGCUUUUGGCAAUGGUGCUCUCUUUGUGGAGAAGUUCGUGGAGAAGCCAAGACACAUCGAAGUCCAGAUUUUGGGUGACCAGCAUGGGAAUGUGGUGCACCUGUACGAGAGGGACUGUUCCAUCCAGCGACGGCACCAGAAAGUGGUGGAAAUCGCCCCAGCCGCCCACCUCGACUCCCAGCUGCGCUCUAAGCUCACUGCUGACGCCGUCCGCCUAGCCAAGCAGGUUGGAUAUGAAAAUGCUGGCACAGUGGAGUUCUUGUUGGACAGACAUGGCAAACAUUACUUCAUUGAGGUCAAUUCCCGGCUUCAAGUUGAGCACACGGUGACAGAAGAGAUCACAGAUGUGGAUCUUGUCCAUGCCCAAAUCCACAUCGCCGAGGGGAAGAGUCUGCCAGAGCUGGGCCUGAAGCAGGAGAAUGUGAGCCUCAACGGCUGCGCCAUCCAGUGCCGCGUGACGACCGAGGAUCCCGCCCGUGGGUUCCAGCCCGACACAGGCCGGAUUGAG
Protobothrops mucrosquamatus (brown spotted pit viper) is the source of this 1251-nucleotide messenger RNA. RefSeq names its product pyruvate carboxylase, mitochondrial-like. Gene Ontology annotation, molecular function: metal ion binding; pyruvate carboxylase activity; ATP binding. The transcript has 9 exons. Gene Ontology annotation, cellular component: cytoplasm. The record is from RefSeq and is a predicted model, not a curated record. Gene Ontology annotation, biological process: pyruvate metabolic process; gluconeogenesis. Lineage: Eukaryota; Metazoa; Chordata; Lepidosauria; Squamata; Viperidae. The annotation marks the transcript as partial.